Messenger RNA from Bactrocera oleae (olive fruit fly), 1380 nucleotides. It is a transcript of the gene SamDC, whose product is annotated as S-adenosylmethionine decarboxylase. NCBI's taxonomy places the organism in Eukaryota, Metazoa, Arthropoda, Insecta, Diptera, Tephritidae. Gene Ontology annotation, biological process: spermidine biosynthetic process; spermine biosynthetic process. The record is from RefSeq and is a predicted model, not a curated record. Gene Ontology annotation, cellular component: cytosol. Gene Ontology annotation, molecular function: adenosylmethionine decarboxylase activity.
AUAACUAACUACAAGCUAUCAAGAAGAACAAGAACGCAAAAUUACUUGGCUAUCAGUUAAAAAACAAACCUAUUGCUUUUUGUAUUUACAUGUGUUUUGUGUUAUCUGUGAUUUUCUUAAAUUUAAUAAUAAGCUGCACACUUUUGUUCCGAGCGUGCAGCACAUUAGAAUAAUAUUUGAAAAAUGUUAAAUGGAUUAGUGGCCGAACCCUCUGUAUACUUCUUUGAGGGGGUAGAGAAGCUUUUGGAAAUUUGGUUCGAAGAUGGUGAUAACGACGAAUGUGACUUGAGGAAAAUACCCAGAGCUAACUGGGAAACAUUACUGCAAUCAGUAAAAUGUGAAAUCAUUAGUUUUACCAAAAAUAAUGCCAUAGAUGCUUAUGUAUUAAGUGAAAGUAGCAUGUUCGUUUCGAAGAAGCGUUGGAUUUUAAAAACAUGCGGCUCCACAACAUUGCUGCAGAGUUUGAAACCACUUUUGGAGCUUGUGCCACAAUAUGGUUUCACAGAAAUAACCGAUUUAUUUUACUCCAGAAAGAAUUUCUCGCGUCCAGAGUUGCAGGCAUUUCCACAUCGUGGUUUUUGUGAAGAAGUCGAGUAUCUUGACUCUGUUUUCGAAGAAGGCCGUUCAUACUGUUUGGGUUCAAUCAAUAGAGAGUGCUGGUAUUUGUAUACUUUUAGCAAGUAUAAAAAAGAAGUGACGCGGCCACGUAAACUCGAUAAUGCUGAACCAGAUCAGACUAUUGAAAUUUUGAUGCAAAAUCUGGACACUGAUGUGAUGGCCAAAUUUUCCAAAGAUAAAUAUGAAACCGGCGCAGAAGUUACAAAGGCUACAGGCAUAGAUAAAUUACUGCCUAAUAUGAUAAUUGAUGAUUUCCUUUUUGAUCCAUGUGGUUACUCAAUGAAUGGCAUAGAAGAAAAGGGCGAAUAUAUGACAAUACAUAUAACACCUGAGAGCAAUUUUUCAUAUGUUAGUUUUGAAAGCAAUGUGUCCAUGAAUAAUUAUGCCGAACUUAUAAACCGAGUGGUAAAAACUUUCAAACCGGGCAAGUUUGUGGUAACCAUCUUUGCAAAUAAGGCAUCACCUGCUUAUGCUACGAUAAAAGAGUUGGAACUCGAAUAUGCUGAAAAGACCAGCUGGAAGCGCUCGAACAUGCAGUAUUGCAGUUUUCCAUUAUACAAUUUAUUAUUCGCACAAUAUUGUCAAUGCCCUUGAGAUUAUUGACUAGCAAUACAUAUACUUAGUACACUUCCUAGAAAAUCUCCCAACAUAUUUUUAACAACAUGACAUCAGUAAGCUUAUUUCUGUUCAAUUAUCUAAUAGAUUAUAAAAUAAAAGCUAUAUAUAAAACAUAGUAUAGAAAAAAUAAGUCGUAUUUUAGUU